Messenger RNA from Knipowitschia caucasica, 1644 nucleotides. NCBI's taxonomy places the organism in Eukaryota, Metazoa, Chordata, Actinopteri, Gobiiformes, Gobiidae. The record is from the annotation of a GenBank genome assembly.
AUGGCUCUCCAUAAAACAACGCCUCAACUCCUCACCCUCCUUUGCUCCUCCUCUCUCCAGCUCUCAGUCCAGCUCUCUUCCUCUCUCACAUCCUCUCUCCAGCUCUCUUCCUCUCUCUCUUCCUCUCUCUCCUCCUCUCUCCAGCUCUCAGUCCAGCUCUCUUCCUCUCUCUCCUCCUCUCUCCAGCUCUCAGUCCAGCUCUCUUCCUCUCUCUCCUCCUCUCCCCAGCUCUCUUCCUCUCUCUCCUCCUCUCCCCAGCUCUCUUCCUCUCUCUCCUCCUCUCCCCAGCUCUCUUCCUCUCUCUCCUCCUCUCCCCCAGCUCUCUUCCUCUCUCUCCUCCUCUCUCCAGCUCUCUUCCUCUCUCACCUCCUCUCUCCAGCUCUCAGUCCAGCUCUCUUCCUCUCUCUCCUGCUCUCUCCAGCUCUCAGUCCAGCUCUCUUCCUCUCUCUCCUCCUCUCUCCAGCUCUCUUCCUCUCUCUCCUCUCUCUCCAGCUCUCAGUCCAGCUCUCUUCCUCUCUCCUCCUCCUCUCUCCAGCUCUCUUCCUCUCUCUCCUCCUCUCUCCAGCUCUCAGUCCAGCUCUCUUCCUCUCUCUCCUCCUCUCUCCAGCUCUCAGUCCAGCUCUCUUCCUCUCUCUCUCCUCUCUCCAGCUCUCAGUCCAGCUCUCUUCCUCUCUCUCCUCCUCUCUCCAGCUCUCAGUCAGCUCUCUUCCUCUCUCUCAGUCCAGCUCUCUCUCUCCCUCCGUCCAGCUCUCUCUCUCUCUCUCUCCUCCUCUCUCCAGCUCUCAGUCCAGCUCUCUCCUCUCUCUCCUCCUCUCUCCAGCUCUCUUCCUCUCUCUCCUGCUCUCUCCAGCUCUCAGUCCAGCUCUCUUCCUCUCUCUCCUCCUCCUCUCCAGCUCUCUUCCUCUCUCUCCUCCUCUCUCCAGCUCUCAGUCCAGCUCUCUUCCUCUCUCUCCUCCUCUCUCCAGCUCUCAGUCCAGCUCUCUUCCUCUCUCUCCUCCUCUCUCCAGCUCUCAGUCCAGCUCUCUUCCUCUCUCUCCUCCUCUCUCCAGCUCUCAGUCCAGCUCUCUUCCUCUCUCUCCUCCUCUCUCCAGCUCUCAGUCCAGCUCUCUUCCUCUCUCUCCUCCUCUCUCCAGCUCUCAGUCCAGCUCUCUUCCUCUCUCUCCUCCUCUCUCCAGCUCUCAGUCCAGCUCUCUUCCACUCUCUCCUCUUCUCUCCAGCUCUCAGUCCAGCUCUCUUCCUCUCUCUCCUACUCUCUCCAGCUCUCAGUCCAGCUCUCUUCCUCUCUCUCCUCCUCUCUCCAGCUCUCAGUCCAGCUCUCUUCCUCUCUCUCCUCCUCUCUCCAGCUCUCAGUCCAGCUCUCUUCCUCUCUCUCCUCCUCUCUCCAGCUCUCAGUCCAGCUCUCUUCCACUCUCUCCUCUUCUCUCCAGCUCUCAGUCCAGCUCUCUUCCCUCUCUCUCUCUCUCCUCUCUCUCCUCUCCAGCUCUCAGUCCAGCUCUCUUCCUCUCUCUCCUCCUCUCUCCAGCUCUCAGUCCAGCUCUCUUCCUCUCUCUCCUCCUCUCUCCAGCUCUCACGGAGAGGAAGCGCGGGGUCAGUCAUGAAGAAGAGAAAGAAAUGUCAGCGCCUUCAACAACGCCUUUGUACUAA